GGGUGUGGUUCGAGAACGUCGGGAACGUCUCUUCUCGUCGACGAGUCGCGGAAAUCGCGCGUGUUUCACGCCGCUGAACCUCGGCGCUUUUCCCUCGUUCCCGAGACGGCGGUCCGCGCGAACGACGCUCGUGUCCUUCCGUGAUUCACGCGCUCCGUCGCUGGAACCAAGCCAACCAAGAGGGACGAUCGCAGUAGUGCAGUGAGAGAGCGGGCGAGUCGAACGAAGUGCAAAGGGUGUACGGGAUACAGGAGAGAGAGAGAGAAAGAUUGACGGCGAGCGGCAAGUGGGGCGAGAGCCACAGUGGACGACGUUCAUCGAUUUCGCGUCGCGCUUUCACGGUUGCGUGCGAAACGCGACGGAAAAAGCGAAGUCGCCCUUCUCGCUGACGUACGCUGCGUGCGUACGUGUUUCUCCGCAUUGCCCCGUUAAAAAAAAAAAUCCACGGAGUUCCGCGUACGGGGGAAAGGAACUGGAAGUGAAACCGCGCGCGCUAGGCAAAGUUGUCCGCGAGGUCGGAGAGGAGUUUUCCCUCGCGCGAUUCGCGUGUCGACGGGCGCAACCUGGCGGUGACGAGUGACAAGGCUUCUGACGGGGUUGCACGUCGUCUGCUUCGACCUGGUGGCGGUGGUGGUGGAGGCGACAGCGGCAGUGGCGGUGGUGGUGGCAGUGGCUCUUCCACGAGAGGUUAUGUCGCUGCGGCCUCGAUGACGCUCCUCUGACAGCAGUGGCGGUGACGGUGGGACGGAGCGAGGGUGGCAACGGUCUCGUCGGGAAGUGUCGAAGUUGGCGCGAGGGGCGGAGAGGUCAGCUGUGGUCUGGCUCUGGUUCCGGUGGUAGCGGCGGAAGCGGAAGCCGCUACAGUAGCGAAGGCAGGGGGCGAGGAGGUGGGGCCGGGUGAGGCUGGUGGUAGUCCGGACUUCGUUGGUAGAAGACGCAAAUUUUAUCCUUAUCCCCCGUUUCGUUUAUCUCUCGUUCCUUUACCUCUCACCUUGCCUUACGAGAGCGGUAAGUUCCGGGGCAUUCGCCGCCGGCCACCGGAAACGCUAUCGACGGCGUGACAUCGGCCCCGCGAUCAGCCUUACUCCCGCCGAGUGAGAGGAGAGCAGGCAGGCCGUAGACAGGAGUCACCGUCAUCCGUCAUCAUCGUAGAAAUUGCCCUGUUCUGAGCCCUCUCCGACGAGAGGAGGGAGAGCUCUGUCAGCCUCCUCUCGCACGCGCGACGUCCCCAGUAUCUCGGACCCGUUAACGGGUGCUCGGCAAGGCACGCGCGUCAUCUGCCAGACAUCAUGAACGAGCUCGACAGCCUUCGUCAAGAAGCGGAGACGCUGAAGAAUGCCAUUCGCGAUGCCAGGAAAGCAGCAUGCGACACGUCCUUGGCCCAGGCCACAUCGGGCAUGGAACCUAUCGGUCGCAUACAAAUGCGAACGAGACGCACGCUUCGCGGUCACUUAGCUAAAAUUUAUGCGAUGCACUGGGGAAGUGACUCGAGGAAUCUAGUCUCCGCAUCGCAAGAUGGCAAAUUGAUCGUUUGGGAUAGUUAUACCACCAAUAAGGUUCACGCAAUCCCAUUACGGUCAUCAUGGGUGAUGACUUGUGCGUACGCGCCCUCAGGUAGUUACGUGGCAUGCGGCGGGCUGGACAAUAUUUGUUCCAUCUAUAGUCUUAAAACUAGGGAAGGGAAUGUUCGGGUGAGCAGAGAACUUCCGGGUCACACUGGGUACUUGUCCUGCUGUCGAUUCUACGAUGACAACCAAAUUGUCACCAGCUCCGGCGACAUGUCUUGUGCUUUGUGGGACAUUGAAACCGGUCAGCAGUGCACCUCGUUCAUCGGGCAUACUGGCGACGUGAUGUCUCUGUCGUUGGCACCGGAUACGCGCACCUUCGUGUCCGGUGCGUGCGACGCCAGCGCGAAGUUAUGGGACAUCCGUGAAGGCUCCUGUAAGCAGACCUUCCCGGGUCACGAGAGUGACAUAAACGCCGUCACGUUCUUCCCGAAUGGAUACGCUUUCGCGACGGGCUCGGACGACGCGACCUGCAGACUUUUCGACAUUAGGGCGGACCAGGAACUCGCAAUGUACAGUCACGACAAUAUCAUUUGCGGUAUCACCAGCGUAGCUUUCAGCAAGAGCGGUAGAUUAUUGCUGGCGGGCUACGACGAUUUCAACUGUAACGUUUGGGAUUCUAUGAAGACGGAGCGAGCUGGAAUUCUCGCUGGGCAUGAUAAUCGUGUGUCUUGUCUCGGCGUUACGGAAGACGGCAUGGCGGUGGCGACGGGCUCCUGGGAUUCGUUCCUACGCAUUUGGAACUAACUUGGGGCUCACCCCAGGCAGUUCCUUCAAAGAACCAACUACAGUCAACCAAUUUACAGCAUAAGAAUCAAGUACCACCAUCUAACUACCGAGCAAGUCGGCGUGCCAGCGACAUUGGCAAACAAUUCGCCAGGUUCACCGGAGUUGACGUUGAUCAGAAACUUUGAACCGGGAUACCGGAUUAGCAGCAGUAGCAGCAGCAGCAACAGCAGCAACGGCAGUAGCAGCAGCAACAAUAAUAAUUACAGUCGUAUGAAGACCCACGAUAACAACAGCAACGGCGGCGAUUUCAAGAACGUUUUGGGUUGUGGUGAUAAAAUGGAUUCCCACGGCAAGCGCAACGUAGUUGACUUGACCUGGCGACGCGGUAAAGUCGGCGACAAGAGCCAGGAAUAUCAACGCUUCUAGGAAGAACUGGCUCGAGUUGGGGUCGAAUACGAAGAUACAUCGCGACGAAAGAGCGGCAAGAAGGACCGAGAGUAUAAGAAUUGGAGAACGAGUGCCAACAACAAGGCCGACAGUUAAGAACUUCCUGCGGCGUUGGACGCGCAAGACUUUCUUUUUAUCCUUCCCUUUCUCAAGGACUUUCUUCGCGAACCUAUACGAGAGGCACGUGCUGUUCCACGACUUGAUAGUUCUUUUCCCACGGGGGUACUCCCGGUCGAGGAUUUCCGAAGUUCGAAGGACGGACGGACGACAAUCUCGCGCCGACGAUCGUCAAGAGAUUUUCCAUCUCGAACCAAGGUUCACGCGUUCACUGCCGAGAAAAUGCUGUUAACGGUUGCUCCGGCGGUUUAGCUAUGGAUUACUUUCCCAUGCGCAAAACGAGAUAUUUAUCGGGCACGAUACGAUACGAAAAUCGUAAUAUUGCGUCGCGACUCUCGGAGAUGAGAGACAAGGCACAGCCAAGCUCAUAAUAUUCCCGUGAUGAUGCGCGCUCGAGUUUAUACGGCGCACAUUGAACGCACAUGUGUAUCGAUGGGGGAUUCACGACGCGAAUUGCAUACACCUGUACACGCGAAAACGGAGGAAACGGUGCGGAUCGUCCAACAGCCUCGAGACACAUCCAAAUCGCACAUACUCGUCACGCGAGCUUUGCCCUCGUGCACGAGCACCAAGUCGAGCGGAAAAAAAGAGAGAUAUAUAUUAUAUAUAUAUAUACAUACAUGAAAUAAGACGAGAUCACUUUUCUUACCAUGAUAAAAUACGCCGACUUCGCACCACUACAACUAAUUACUAUUAUUACUAUUACUAGCACCACGACCCUCUCGAUUGAUUUCGUAGAUGUAUCGUUAUUUAUUUUGUAUAGAGACCUUUGCCAUAGGCCGCCCCGCGUCUGCGUUUUUUGCGAGUGCGAGAGCGACUGAGUAUGUUGUAAAAGAGAUCGAACGAGAGAGAGAGAGAGAGAAAGCUGUGAGAGCGUGAAAAUGAGAGCGAGAGACGCGCGGCCAAUUGUCAAUCAAAAAAGAAAAAAAAAGAAAACAAAAAACGAGACACGUGACGCGCAGAUAAACGAAACGAAUGGCUGAACAUGGAACAUAGUCGCUCCUUUGAUAAAUGAUUUGGUUCAUCGAGAUGUUGACGUUCACGGAGGAAUUACGAAAGGAGCGACGUACUAGAGUUCGAAAGAGAAAGAGCAGAUCGAGUUUCGUCUGCUUUUGCAUUGUGACUGCGUUACAACCGCAUGAGAUGACGGGCCAGCGUGAAGUGUCGAAGUACGUUUAACAUAAUGUGUAAUCGUUUAGUUCAUAGUGUCCAUACCUUUAAACCUUCUCUCCCCGCCCUUUGUCCAAUUGUCUCUGAUUACGGCAACGGCGAGAAGGAGACGAAGAAUUGAUCCCCGACUGUCGUCUCGGCGGUAUCUCUUCCCCACUGUCGAUUGAACGCCAAUCAAUCCUCGUGCAUGAGGCGGGCACGUGCUCUCGAUCGAAAGAGUCGUGCUAAAAAAGUACCUUUGAAAUAGGACCCAAAGAAUCCCAGGUUAAUAGAAAGGGCCGCGAAACUUUCUCUCUCCACAUCAUCAUUACGCUUUUAAAAUAGUUUUUGUUUUCUUUAUCGCAUUUUGUUUGUCACGGCCUUUUUCCUAAACACGUAAGUACGUAUACGAAUUUUUUCGACAGCUUUUUUUUGUUUUUUGUUUUGGAUAACUUUCAUCUCUAUCCCUUUCAUUCGUAUCCCUCUUUUUUUCGCGCUGUUACCACUUUCCUUCCCCUCUCUUUCACUCCUAUUUGUUCUAUCCUAUUUUUUUGUCAGAAAUAAAUGUGGAAACUGUGUAUGCAUUUAAAAUAAUAAUAUUAAUGAUAAUGAUUAUACUAUUAAUAUUAACGAUGAUCGUAAUUUAUAAUUAUUAAUAUUUAAUAUAUAAGUACAUAAGAUCGGUGGUUUUUCUUAAUAUUGCAGGAUUACAUGGUCCAAUCGCCUUCCGGCAACCACGUUCCGGCAGUGUCUUUUUUUUUUAUUUUCUUUUUUUAAGAAUUUUGUACAUUCACCUUAUACAUAUACAUAUAUAUGUAGUUAAUUGCGUGAUGCGCUUUGCUUUCCAUUUGUGGUAAACGAAUAUCCUAUUUCGAUAGGAGUUCCAUGGAAUUUUGUUUUAAUUAUGAAUAAAAUACAUAAUUUGUAUAUAUACGAAAAGUUGUUGUGUAUCACGAUAAAAAAAUUACGAUAGGAUGCGUCGGUUGCCAAAAUCGGAAGAAGUUAAGAGAAAAAGGCGUGGAUUCCGGAAAGCGACUAUAUCGAAACAUUUCUUUCCCAGUGGAACCAAAAAAGAAAAAAAAAUGUGAUCUGGCUACGAUCAAGCGAGCACUAGUCUUCAAUUUUUCGAAAGUCGUAAUCCCCGACUAUUCAAAUUUCGCAAUAUCGGUUCUUUUUUUCCACACGUAAUAU
This is a messenger RNA of Wasmannia auropunctata (little fire ant), 5198 nucleotides long. RefSeq names its product guanine nucleotide-binding protein G(I)/G(S)/G(T) subunit beta-1 (gene Gbeta13F). Gene Ontology annotation, biological process: G protein-coupled receptor signaling pathway. The transcript is spliced from 7 exons. Bases 1290 to 2312 code for a protein of 340 amino acids. Gene Ontology annotation, molecular function: signaling receptor complex adaptor activity; protein binding. Gene Ontology annotation, cellular component: cytoplasm; heterotrimeric G-protein complex. The record is from RefSeq and is a predicted model, not a curated record. Lineage: Eukaryota; Metazoa; Arthropoda; Insecta; Hymenoptera; Formicidae.